This is a messenger RNA of Rana temporaria (common frog), 2982 nucleotides long. RefSeq names its product calcium voltage-gated channel auxiliary subunit gamma 8 (gene CACNG8). NCBI's taxonomy places the organism in Eukaryota, Metazoa, Chordata, Amphibia, Anura, Ranidae. The transcript is spliced from 5 exons. The coding region runs from base 694 to 1722 and encodes 342 amino acids. Gene Ontology annotation, molecular function: channel regulator activity; voltage-gated calcium channel activity. Gene Ontology annotation, cellular component: postsynaptic density membrane; AMPA glutamate receptor complex. Gene Ontology annotation, biological process: transmission of nerve impulse; positive regulation of synaptic transmission, glutamatergic; neurotransmitter receptor transport, postsynaptic endosome to lysosome. The record is from RefSeq and is a predicted model, not a curated record.
GACGUCUAUACCUCUUUGUCCCACUCUUUUCCUUCUGCUUUUCUUCCCCCUCCCCCACCUCAAUCCCAAUGCUGUGUACAUGCUCUCGCCUCAUUCUCUCUCUCCCUCCAUCUCUCCCCUUUUCUCUCGUGUACUUUUUUCACAGUGGUUUCUCCCAGUGACAUAAUAACAGGAUGCUGAAGUCUUUCUCCUUUUCUGCAAAAUAUCCCCUCUUAAAAUAAAUGCCAUUCCACAGAACCUUCCAGGGCAUGAGGGAGAGAUGCUAAUACAUCCAGGGAUUUAUAUGAGCAUCUCCUGAUCAUCCUAUAGACACACAGACAUACAUUCUCAUCCAAGCACACGAUUUAAGCAAGGUUCUUGUGAUGCAAGAGGAGCACUUUAUCAGCUAGCACUGACGCAUACGGAACUAAGAGUAGACAGUCAAUGGAAGACAACUUGAAGAUUGUUGGUAACAUAGUCCUGAGCAUUUCAGUGGCUUCCAUUGUCCUCUGGCAGAAGCAUCUUAGCUAUUGCUGACAGCAGAAAAGCCACAAGAAGGAGGAAAAACGGGAGAGGGUCCCAGGAACCAAAGAGCCAAGGAAGACCAAAGAAGAAGACUUCAGGCUUCUUCUUCUCAAAUCACAUUUUUUUUUGUGAGUUAGGCCCCCUCAACCUGUCACCCUGGAGUCGUGGAAGAGGUGGAAUGAAGGCAGAAUGGUGUGGUGUGAGAAAGGGGUUCAGGUUCUUCUGACCACGGUGGGAGCUUUUGCUGCAUUUGGGCUCAUGACAAUCGCAAUAGGAACAGAUUACUGGCUAUAUGCCAGGGCCUUCAUCUGCAAUACCACUAACAUAUCAAGUGAAGAUACACCACUGAAAGAUAAGAAAGACCCUGGAGGGCUAACCCAUUCUGGUCUAUGGAGAAUUUGUUGUUUGGAAGGACAAAGAAGAGGAAUAUGUGUAAAAAUAAAUCACUUUCCUGAAGACACAGAUUAUGAUCAUGACAGUGCCGAAUAUCUUCUACGUGUGGUUCGUGCCUCAAGCAUCUUCCCUAUCCUUAGUGCCAUGCUCCUGCUACUUGGGGGCCUUUGUGUUGCUGCCAGUCGUGUUUACAAAUCCAAGCGCAACAUCAUCCUAGGAGCUGGAAUUCUAUUUGUUGCUGCGGGACUAAGCAACAUUAUUGGUGUAAUUGUUUACAUAUCUGCCAAUGCCGGAGAUCCUGGAACCAAGAGAGAUGAUGAGAAGAAAAGUCAUUAUUCAUAUGGUUGGUCCUUUUAUUUUGGUGGACUUUCUUUUAUUAUUGCUGAAAUGAUUGGGGUCCUUGCGGUCAACAUCUACAUUGAAAAGAACAGAGAGGCCCAUUGUAAAUCACGUACUGAGCUGAUCAAAAACCCCUCUGCCAUUCUACGCUUACCAAGUUACCGCUUUCGAUAUCGCCGACGUUCUAGAUCAAGUUCACGCUCCACUGAACCUUCUCAAUCGAGGGACACUUCCCCUGUUGGAGUCAAAGGGAUACCUUCAACUGACAUCUCCAUGUACACCUUGUCAAGAGAUACCUCCAAGGCUAAUGUUAGCAGCUUAUAUAAUACAGAGCGCGGAGAUCACAGUUUUCUACAGCUUCACAACUGCUUCCCUAAGGAACCAGGGGUCACCGUCACCGUUACAGGACCAGCCUCAAACACUGGCACCCUGGGCAAGGACGGUUCAAACACCAACACUCUAAACAGGAAAACCACACCUGUGUAGGUGGUUCCAAGCCUAAGGUCUUCUAAGUGAGCGUGUGUGAGUGAAUGUGCAAUGCGUGUGAUAGGGUGUACGUUUUAGGAUGGAGAUAGGAGCCAUUUUAUGCCAUGUAGCUGCCAAUUUCUGGUACAGAGGUGUCAGGAGUCCAACCCUCUGUUCUAGUGAAAGAAAUUUUGGAACCAAAUGGUAAAUGUUCUGAAAACUGCAUUAUAGUGUUUUGAUAAAAAAAAUAUAUUAUAUAUAAAUAUAUAUAUAUAUAUAAACACACAUAUAUACUUAAGAGAUAUUGUACAUUUUAGGUUGCUGAUAAGCUGUUCUCUUCUAAGAUAAGGUAAGGAUUAUCCAACCAUUUGUUAUUUCACAUGCUUAGGACUACAUUGCUCUUGAGCCGUAGUUUCUCUGACAAUAUAAUCAUAAGAAUACAAAGCAGUUUCAUGUUUAAAAUCAAAUUCUAAAUGUAAAUUGAAACCGUCAUUCCACUGUAAAUGAAUACUGUGAAAGAAAUGAAUGGGAAAGAAAGGCUAUCGUUUAAAUUUAUGAACGAUAUUCAUAUCUUGACAGCUCUAAAUGAAAGGGUCAGUUCUCAUACAUCUUUCAUUUUAUGUUAAAACAUUCACUAGCUUCUUGAAGACAUAAGCAUUCCACUACACAGAAGGAACCAUAAAGUGUCAGUUGUAACAUCUGCCUUGUCCCCCGUAGCUUGGUUUUGCAUUCAGAGCCCCCACCUAUACCCUGUACCUCCAGGUAUAGGGCUCACAUACACAGCCUCCCUGCCUCCCGCAAUGCAAUGCUGGCCAAAUCAAAGUGGCCAAAUCAAAGUCAUAUGGGUAAGGAGUUUGCUCAGCCCUGUACAAGUUUCCACUUUUUAAGUUAAAGAAGUUUUAGAGACGCUAGUGGCAGAUUUCAAUGUAACAGCUCCUAGUAUGCAAUGCCGGGCUCAAUUGUUCAUUUUUUAUUACUACCGGUUAUUUAAAUUUCUUUGGGUCUUCAGCAUCAAUAUCUCUCUGCUGGAAUUACUGGUUCUGCUUCUUUUCCACUUUCAAUGGAAUUUACUUCUCCUGUUGAGAUGGUGUAGAGAUAUCAUUCUUAAGCCUGGUACACACAAUCGGAUUUUCCGUGGACAAAGCUUAGGACUUUUGUCCAAAGGGCAUUGGCCGUGAACUUGUAUUGCACACAAACGGCAAAGAAUUGACAGGCAACAGACACAAAACUUGUUUUUCAGCUCUUUAGCGCCACCCUUUGGGCAACUUCUGCUAAUGUUGU